AAAAUAAAAAACCGGUACCACGAUUUCCUCUUGCAAAAUAAGACCCUCGCGCGUUCUAUUUCCCCUCCAAAAUUAAUCUCUCACUCGUCUCUUAAAAAAUCUCCAAAUCCCUCCACUUCUAGGUUUACAGAACAUUUUCAGAGAUCUAAAAUUCCGGCACAAUGCGUUUAAAUCUAACGCCAAACGCUAUAUCCAUGAUGAACGGCGGCGAUUUAAACUUGAAACCGCUCGUUCAGGUUCUCGAUAUAAAGCAACUAGGAGGCGCGCAAGAGAGGUACCGUUUGCUUAUCUCUGACUCGGUCUCCACUCAUCACGCUAUGCUCGGUACUCAACUCAACGACCUAGUUAGAAACAGUCUUGUUAAGAAAGGAUCUGUCAUUCAAUUGGUCGAGUACAUUUGCAGCGACGUCCAAAAUCGCAAGAUUAUUGUGGUGUUGAACUUGGUAACUCUAGAGUCGGAUUAUGAUACUAUUGGAAAUCCAAAAAUGCUUGCUGAUAUAAAUCCGCAGAAGCCAUUUCCUAGUGGAAACUCUGUACAAUCUGCAUGGGCUGGUUAUAACAAUUCAAGUGGCCCUAGCCGUGGCAACAAUGUUCAGAAUUUUGAGUCUCCUUUGAGGGCGUCAAAUCAGGGCUCUAGUAUGCAUAGUUUCCGACCAGCUAUGACCUCUCCAAAUUCUGGAAAUAAUGUGCAAACUUAUCGGUCUAAUUUCAGUGCACAAAAUCGUGGGAAUAAUAUGCAGAGUUUCCAGCCAACUGUUCAACCUCCAUAUCAACCACCUCCAAUUUAUAAAAAUCACGGUGCUAUUAUGAAAAAUGAGGCACCAGCACGUAUAAUUCCUAUUGCUGCUUUGAAUCCUUAUCAGGGGCGGUGGGCUAUCAAGGCUAGGGUAACUGCAAAAGGGGAUCUGCGUCGCUACAACAAUGCUCGAGGAGAUGGUAAAGUGUUCUCUUUUGACCUUCUUGACUCUGAUGGAGGGGAAAUACGGGUGACCUGUUUCAAUGCUGUUGUUGACCGCUUUCAUGAAGUUAUUGAGGUUGGUAGAGUUUAUUUGAUUUCAAAAGGUAGUUUAAAACCUGCACAGAAGAAUUUUAACCAUUUGAAGAAUGAGUGGGAGAUAUUUUUGGAGGCCACUUCAGAUGUGGAUCUUUGUCCCGAUGAAGACAAUUCCAUACCACAACAGCAGUUCGCCUUUAAACCCAUUAGUGAAAUUGAGAUUGUAGAAAACAAUACCAUCCUUGAUGUUAUAGGUAUUGUGAUAUCUGUUAACCCUUCAGUUCCUAUCUUGAGAAAGAAUGGUAUGGAAACUCAGAGAAGAAUUUUGAAUCUGAAGGAUGCGUCUGGCAAGAGCAUUGAGCUGACCCUUUGGGGCGAUUUCUGCAAUAAGGAAGGUCAACAGCUGCAGGAGAUUGUCGAUUCUGGAGUUUUCCCAGUUUUAGCUGUCAAAGCAGCGAAGGUUAGCGACUUCAGUGGAAAAUCACUAGGGACAAUUUCUUCUACUCAGCUUGUCAUUAAUCCAGAUAUUCCUGAGGCUCAUGGCCUGAAAGAUUGGUUUGAUCUAGGGGGACAAAACUCUGCUUCUGUGUCAAUCUCCAGAGAUGUUUUGCCAGGAGUAUCUAAGAAUGAGAUACGUAAAACUGUUUCUCAAAUCAAGCAUGAAGGUCUCGGGAGGUCGGAUAAGCCAGAUUGGGUCACAGUGAGUGCGAGAAUCACUUUUGUCAAAACAGAUACAUUCUGUUACACAGCUUGCCCAUUGAUGAUUGGAGACAGACAAUGCAACAAGAAAGUGACAAGUUCAGGAAACUCAAGAUGGCAAUGUGAUAGAUGCAAUCAGGAAUUUGAUGAAUGCGAUUAUCGAUAUCUUCUUCAGGUUCAGGUUCAAGACCAUACUGGAUUGACUUGGGUAACAGCUUUCCAGGAAUCUGGGGAGGAGAUAUUGGGUUUACCAGCAAAGGAGUUAUACCAGAUGAAGUAUGAGCUGCAGGACGAUACCAAAUUCUCCGAUAUAAUGCGAAGCAGACUCUUUCAGCAAUUUCUGUUGAAGCUUAAGAUCAAAGAGGAAAUGUACGGCGAUGAACAAAGAGUAAAGAUCACUGUUGUUAAGGCAGACAAAGUGAAUUAUUCUUCAGAGAGCAGAUACCUGCUUGAUUUGAUUACUAAAUCUCCUAGAUAUUGAGUAAUUUGAACCAUGAAUUACUGAUUUUAGCUGCAGUUUUCUUGGUUCUUCAGAAGUCAUUCGAGUCUCAACUAAGCUAACACGCAAUUUAUUGUUUAGUGAUUCCAUCAACAUUGCAGAGAUACACAUUGAUAUUUAGAUUCAUAUAUUCUCCCA
This is a messenger RNA of Mercurialis annua (annual mercury), 2330 nucleotides long. Its product is annotated as replication protein A 70 kDa DNA-binding subunit A. Gene Ontology annotation, molecular function: single-stranded telomeric DNA binding; damaged DNA binding. Gene Ontology annotation, biological process: double-strand break repair via homologous recombination; meiotic cell cycle; DNA replication. Bases 162 to 2174 code for a protein of 670 amino acids. The transcript has 2 exons. The record is from RefSeq and is a predicted model, not a curated record. Gene Ontology annotation, cellular component: DNA replication factor A complex; nucleus. NCBI's taxonomy places the organism in Eukaryota, Viridiplantae, Streptophyta, Magnoliopsida, Malpighiales, Euphorbiaceae.